Aquila chrysaetos chrysaetos is the source of this 1721-nucleotide messenger RNA. Its product is annotated as keratin, type I cytoskeletal 14. Gene Ontology annotation, cellular component: keratin filament. The transcript has 8 exons. The record is from RefSeq and is a predicted model, not a curated record. Bases 105 to 1508 code for a protein of 467 amino acids. Lineage: Eukaryota; Metazoa; Chordata; Aves; Accipitriformes; Accipitridae. Gene Ontology annotation, molecular function: structural molecule activity.
CCGGGCUAUAAAGGGCUCCAAGCCAGGGGGAAGCGAGCACUCGCUGUCUGUGCUGCCGAGCCGGGUGUUGCUCUCCUGCCCUACAGCCUCCGCCAGCCUUCGCCAUGAGCACCACCACGGUCAGGCAAUACUCCUCCUCCACCUCCCUCAAGGGCUUCGGUGGCCUGGGUGGAGGCUCCAGCAGGCUUUCCUCCGUGCGUGUUGGGGGAGGAGGGUACAGAGCACCCAGCGUCCACGGAGGCAGCUACUCUGUCUCUUCCCGCAUUGUCUCGGGGCUUGGAAGUGGCUACGGGGGCAGCUACUGCAGCAGCGUAGGAGGGGGCCUCGGCAGUGGCUUUGGGGGUAGCUAUGGGGCUGGCUUUGGGGCUGGCUUUGGAGCUGGCUUUGGAGGUGGCUUUGGAGGUGGCGAUGGCAUCCUCCCGGCUGGCGAAAAGGAGACGAUGCAGAACCUCAACGACCGCCUGGCUGCCUACCUGGACAAAGUGCGUGCCCUGGAGGAGGCCAACACUGACCUGGAGGUCAAGAUCAGGGAAUGGUACAAGAAGCAGGGACCUGGUCCAGACCGUGACUACAGCCCCUACUACAGGACUAUCGAGGAGCUCAGGAACAAGAUUCUUGCUGCAACUGUUGAAAAUGCCAACAUCGUCUUACAGAUUGACAAUGCCAGGCUGGCAGCUGAUGACUUCAGAACCAAGUUUGAGACGGAGCAGACUCUGCGCCUGAGUGUGGAGGCUGAUAUCAACGGCCUGCGCAGAGUCCUGGAUGAGCUGACCCUGGCCAGAGCUGACCUGGAGAUGCAGAUCGAGAACCUGAAGGAGGAGCUGGCCUACCUCAAGAAGAACCACGAGGAGGAAAUGAAUGCCCUGCGUGGGCAGGUGGGUGGAGAGAUCAGCGUGGAGAUGGAUGCGGCUCCUGGAAUCGACCUCACCAAGAUCCUGGCUGAGAUGAGGGAGCAGUACGAGAGCCUGGCGGACAAGAACCGCAGGGACGCCGAGCAGUGGUUCUUCAGCAAGACGGAAGAGCUGAACCGGGAGGUGGCCAUCAACACCGAGCAGCUUCAGAGCGGCAAGACGGAGAUCACAGAGCUACGACGCACCAUCCAGAGCCUGGAGAUUGACCUGCAGUCCCAGCUCAGCACGAAAGCGGCGUUGGAGGGCACCUUGGCUGACACGGAAGCCCGCUACGGCACCCAGCUGGCCCAGCUCCAGGGGCUGAUCACCAGCGUGGAGGAGCAGCUGGCCGAGCUGCGGUGCGACAUGGAGCGCCAGAACCACGAGUACAGGGUCCUCCUGGACGUCAAAUGCCGCCUGGAGCAGGAGAUUGCCACGUACCGCCGGCUCCUGGAGGGCGAGGACGCCCACAUCUCUUCCCAGUACUCCUCUGCUAUGUCCUCACACUCUGGCAGAGAUGUCAUGACAUCUUCCCGUCAGGUCCGCACAAUUGUUGAGGAGGUGCAGGACGGGAAGGUGGUCUCCUCCCGGGAGCAGGUUGCGCUCACCACUCGCUAGGAGGGCAAGCAGCUCUGUGGACCCUCGACCCCAAGUUCAAAAGAGUGGCGAGCUGAACUAAGCACUGUCUGAGGCCGUGUGUGGUGGGGUCGUGUUACAGAAAGUAGUCUGCUUCAUUCAUCUGCUCCUCCUUCCUGUUUUACCCUAAUUUCAUGCAGGUGCCAUCGUGCACUCUGUACACAUUUAAUAAAGUUUUUUUCCUCGUUCAUGCAA